AUGCGUGACAGUGAAUCUCUGGUGGUUUGUGACGUUGCUGAAGACCUGGUGGAGAAACUGAGAAAAUUCCGGUUUCGUAAAGAAACCAACAAUGCUGCCAUUAUAAUGAAAAUCGACAAGGAUAAGCAGUUGGUGGUACUGGAUGAGGAGCAUGAGGGUAUUUCUCCUGAUGAGCUAAAAGAUGAGCUGCCUGAGAGACAACCUCGAUUUAUUGUGUAUAGUUACAAGUAUCAGCAUGAUGAUGGAAGAGUUUCUUAUCCGUUGUGCUUUAUCUUCUCCAGUCCAGUUGGUGAGUGAACACUGUGAACGGUAGCUACUAUAUGCUGUAAAUAUGGGAAUAUUCUUUGCUAUGGAAGAUAAGUGAUGAGUGCUCAAUGCUCAAAUAGUGCUUCAGAUGCGUAAGGCUAGAUUUGCUUAUGCCACUGCUGGAAACAAGGCACUAUAAAGCUAUGGCAUCAUCUGGAGACCUUCUUUGGCAGAGAGGAAUCUCUGGUAUAUUAGCUCCAUCCUUACCAGCAGCUCAUGACAGGCGUAGAUGCUCCCAUCUGCCCAGAUCUCCCUAGUUGCUAGAGAUAUUCGCUGCCUCUGGGGUUUACAUUUAGAGCACUUAGGAAGUAUGGUAGAAGAGAUUCCCUUUUCCAUUUCUGAAGGCUGAACAGAAGUGUUAGUUUCCUGUAUAGCUGGCCAAAAGCUGUCUUUCUAAAUGUGCCUGCCCACUGUGGUGUCAGUGGUGCGCUCAGGAAAGCCCGGAGCACUCUGAAUCUAUUCAUCUAGGUUUAACCUAAUGUCUUUCCUGUCACCCUCUGUUCAAAUCUUGGGGAGUCCUCAAAAUAUGACCAGACAAGGCUUAGGGAAUGAGCGAGGAGAGGGUUGGAAGAUGCCCCCUCUGUUCCUGAGGGUUUAUGCUUGCCUCUGUCCAUCUUGCUAUUCAGAUGUUAGCAACCGGGUGGGAAGAAAUUCCUCUCCUUCUCAGAAGGACAUGGGAACCUGUGUCUACCCAUGGAAGGAACGAGACUCUCUAAAAGGGUUCCGAUGGCAUCGGAGAGGAGGAUUUUCCAGGGGGCCUAUAUGCAAUGGGCAGCAACAGAGGAUGCCUCCAAACAGUGCUGUCAUGUGAAGGUCUAAAGGGCUGUUACAACUGUGGGUGAAAAGGAGGAAAAAAGGGCUCCAUAACCCAGAUUUGGGCAGGUGAAAGUGCUGGGUGAAGAGACUCUGUUCAAGGAGAAAGAGACUGAAAUCGUCCCGAGUUUAUACAGAGCAGUAGCUUCCUCUGCUUGCAUCACAGCAGCCUUCAACAUAAAUGUACCUGCACAGGGAACUGUGUAAUUUUAACAGAAGCCAAAUAACCUGUGGCUUGAUUGGACUGACAGAGCUGAAUUGCUCCUGUGGCUUCCAUCUGUGUUCUGAAAUGUAAUACAGUAGCUUGCUGGUAUUACUGGAUUAUCCUUGUUAUCCUCUAGAAGAUAAAUUGAUUGCAUUGUUUUACUCAGAACUAGAAUAACUAGGUAGGUAGAGGAGUUUAGCAACUAGUGAACAGCUAUUCUGUAGUUAUCUGAGAUUCUUUGUAUGAAUGUUAUGGGUGUUCUCUGCAGAAGGAUGGAUAUUUUGAGAGUUAUAACAGCAGUAAGAAACUUCCUGGAAGACCUUGAAGUAGCAAAGCAGGCAGACAUGUAGUAUUUUGUACGAAAAGAGAGCUUAGACAACAUUCGUUAUGGGUGGCAAGAUUUAAAAGUACACUCAUAUCUAGAAACUACUAAACAAGAAGCUUCUGAAGAAAUGCCUUUUUUUCUUUCUUGAGGUUUUCUGUUACCAAAAAUUGUCUGCAAACGUUAGUGAUUAGGCUGGUACUGGAGUCAGAAACAAUGAACAAUUUAGAGCUGGGGCUCUAAAAGCAGUUAACUGCAACUGUGAGUGAAGUUGUUCCAUGUUGGGAGUAAUCUUGAUUCAGUUGGAGGAUCUAGGGAGAGAUGAGGAAGGAGAAAGAGCAACAAAUUCAAAGUGACUUGAUUUGUUUUCAGUUUGACUCCAGCUCAAAGGCAUAUGCUAUAAAGAUCUGUACAGGUGUAAUGAGCAAAGACAUGGGAAUCUUCCAGAAAUAGCAAGAGGGCAAAGAAUGGAAUGCAGUGUAAUCGGCACACUUCUGUAGUGGCAGGAGGUACUGCUUUGUUGGCUGUUGUGAUUCAUGUUUGACUGCUGCUAUGUUUGAUGUUAGCUCUAAGCAGAAAUGCAGGUGCAUGUUGAGACCACUGAUUCAACCUGCACUAUUACUUCUGCAAAUGCUUCUCAAGUACUAGAUACGAAAGUAAGAGCAAGGUUGAUAAUGCAUAUAAAGAAAUAGGUCACUUUUCUGAAUGGAGACUUCAGCUUUCAGUUGGGGUUCUUUAAAAAAAAAAAAUACAAUCUUAAUUUUGA
This is a messenger RNA of Egretta garzetta (little egret), 2412 nucleotides long. RefSeq names its product glia maturation factor beta (gene GMFB). Gene Ontology annotation, biological process: negative regulation of Arp2/3 complex-mediated actin nucleation; actin filament debranching. Bases 1 to 297 code for a protein of 98 amino acids. The transcript has 5 exons. The record is from RefSeq and is a predicted model, not a curated record. Lineage: Eukaryota; Metazoa; Chordata; Aves; Pelecaniformes; Ardeidae. Gene Ontology annotation, cellular component: actin cortical patch. Gene Ontology annotation, molecular function: actin binding; Arp2/3 complex binding.